This is a messenger RNA of Volvox carteri f. nagariensis, 1359 nucleotides long. RefSeq lists its product as uncharacterized. The transcript is spliced from 7 exons. The record is from RefSeq and is a predicted model, not a curated record. The annotation marks the transcript as partial. Lineage: Eukaryota; Viridiplantae; Chlorophyta; Chlorophyceae; Chlamydomonadales; Volvocaceae.
AUGAAAACCUGUCCCAAGGCAGUACCAGCUGAGAAAGCGCAGCAGACAGGUUCUGCAAGAUCAGGCAUCCCAUCGCCGCGGCGACGUAGUGUGGCUGCCGGUGCCAAUGGCCGCGGGAAGGACGUGACAUCGUCAGCGAUUCUGUCCAUCCCGAACAUCACAAAGCAGCGACAAGUCCCGGCCCCAGCGGCGAGCAAGCUUGGCAAAGCAGUAUCACGGCCAAACUCGUCUCAGUCCUGCGACGACAAGGACGACACUCGGCAGAGAGACAACGGCGUUCGGAGGGACAGUUAUCCUCGUGACAAGGCCGUCAACUAUGGCAUACCACGCAGGCCGGUGUCUGCGGCGGAAACGACAAAUUUGACGGACGCCGGUAGGCGGCUCCUACUGAAGAGCACCGCUGUUCUAUACCCUUCGACUUCACCCAGCGGGAAGCCCACGCCAGCAGCGGCCCCGCCAGUAACGGCAAGCACUAAGACUGUGUCCCGCUCCGUCAGCACAAUCCGCGAUCGUCUCUCCGCAACAAGUGACGUAUGCACAAGUACGGUGCAGCGGUCCAUGUCCGUGGGCAAAGGACGCAUCCUGGCAAACCAAAUUGAGCAGCCGCCGCAGCAAACAGGCGCCAAGAACCGGGCUGCAGCUGCGCGAGUUGGUUUGCCGGCGAUGGUCGGCGCACCGUACCGCCCGGUUCCAGACAAGCGGGACACCUCUGCAGGGCGCCUGCGGCCGCUUAGCGCUGCAUCAGGCAAGAGCGAUCUGUCGAUGGCCAGCAGCUGCAAGUCGACGCUAACAACGAUUACGGAGGGUCCAGCAAGGCCAAUUGCUCAACUAAGCGCCUCCGUAAACUCGGCACCAAAGCCACCGGUCCCUAAACUUGAUCUUGGGGGCAUCUUGCAGCGGCGGGCGGAGGAGCAGGCCUCGGAGCCGGUGUUCAUGGUGGCAGCGUCCACCGAAGACCCACCACAGCCUUCAGGUUCUUCGGCCCACCCAUCCCAGGCGGACAAGCGCAAGUCUGGAUCGCGGCAGACUAGCGCGAAGGAGGAGCCUGCGGAGCAUUUCUAUUUGUACCCCAAGGUUAACCCGCAGGAGAAGAAGCGGAUUGAGGAGAUAUGCCGUAUCAUGCCGAAAAAGCAGCAGGUGGCAAUUACGGAUCUAUUUAGCAAGAUGGUCGAGGCGCAAGCGGAGUUUAAGAACCGGCUAGCACAAAAAGAGGAAGAGGUGGCACAGAAGAGCGAGGAGGCCGCGCAAUGGCGGAACGAGGCGGAGUUCCUGCGCGCUCAGUUGGCCAUGCUGCUGAGCGCUAGGCAGCAGGAGGACUGCGUUGAGGAUGCCUCGGCACAACCGGCUGACAACCAGCUG